Molecule: messenger RNA, 2016 nt
Organism: Colossoma macropomum (tambaqui)
Lineage: Eukaryota; Metazoa; Chordata; Actinopteri; Characiformes; Serrasalmidae
Product: pseudouridine 5'-phosphatase
Exons: 4
Coding region: 120-800 (226 amino acids)
Molecular function (GO): phosphatase activity
Source: RefSeq, a predicted model, not a curated record
GAAUUUUGAUUGUCCACCAUAUCCUCAGUCUGAAGUCCUGCCGGUUUCUUUUCUCUCAGACUAACGGAAAGAGCAGAAAGUCGCGAGUUGAACUUAAAGAAGUGCCUUCUGGUGACAAUAUGACCUACAAACCAGUCACUCAUGUGAUUUUCGACAUGGACGGGUUGUUGUUAGAUACAGAGAAGCUAUACACUGUCUCCUUCCAGGAGAUCUGUGACCGCUUCGGAAAGACAUACACAUGGGAUGUAAAGUCUUCAGUGAUGGGUAAGAAGGCUCUGGAUGCAGCCAGGAUCAUCAGAGACUCGCUGGAACUCCCUAUGAGCCCUGAGGAGCUGCUGGAGGAGAGCAGAAAAAUACAGGAGCGCCUCUUCCCCACUGCUGCCCUAAUGCCAGGUGUUGAGAAACUCGUAACUCAUCUCCAUAAACACAACAUCCCCAUUGCUGUGGCUACCAGCUCAGCUGGCUUGACCUUUGAGAUGAAGACAAGCCGCCAUAAAGACUUCUUCAGCCUCUUCAAACACAUUGUCCUCGGAGAUGAUCCAGAAGUGAAGAAUGGCAAGCCCCAGCCAGACGCCUUCCAGGUGUGCGCCAGCAGAUUCGAUCCUCCAGCUUCUCCAGAACAGUGUCUGGUGUUUGAGGACGCGCCCAAUGGGGUGAAGGCAGGCCUGGCAGCUGGCAUGCAAGUCGUCAUGAUCCCUGACCAGAACCUGGAUCGCAGCCUGACCCUGGAGGCCACGCUGUUGCUGGACAGCAUGGAGGACUUCAGGCCAGAGCUCUUCGGCCUGCCUGCCUACAAUUAGAGACUCUCUAAUGCUCCUUAACGUACUCAGUCAAACAUGCCAUUUGACAUGGCAGGUCUUAAAAGGAGGGAAUGAAUGACUAAGGUUACUUAGUCCAGUUUAUUCAUACGAUCACACAAUCACAUAAUCAGUGACUUAUGGUGAAGAAAAAAGCUUUUACUCUUUCAUGAGAUGCAAAGUUUGGAAGGUCUGACGCUUUGACGGUUUUACAGGUCAUUUAAUUGCAUUCAGGCUUAAUCUCAUUGGUGCGGCUCAUUGAGCCAAUCGCGGCGCUGGAUCUCAGCACGUUCGUUAAACACUUUUAGUGUUGAUGGCUUGAACAGCACCCAAACUGAUUUUGAUUAUUCUGCUCAAUUAGACCCAGUCAAGCCAUUAGGCCUUAUUGAUGGUUUUUGAUGUUUGUGUUUUUUUCCUUCAUCAAAUUAGAGCCAGUAAAUUGAUUAGUUCUAUAUUUAACGGUGGUGAUGAUGAUGAUGCUUUGUUCAGGGCCUGUGUAAAUUCCUGAUUACUGGCAGCUGUCACACAAUCAAGCUUUUCAUUUCAUUUUUACGGCUUUGUAUUUGUUGAUUUUUAUUUUUGAAUUCCUGUUUGUUUUUGUGUAAAUGGCAGUGUAGCAACACUAGAGAGGUUUAUUAAAAUGCCAGACGUUUUUAAGUCCGCUCCAUGCGACGUAAUCCAAUAAAAGAGAUCUGAGGGGCCAGGCGUCUUUCAGAUUUUACCCGCGUUCGCCUCCCCCAUGCCAGGGUUAGCGUCUUCUUUCAGCGGCGUCCGACACAGCAGAGAGCUCGAACCCCAGUUCUUUUCUUUCUGCAAAACCCCUCAGGGAUGAAAGAGAUUUCCACCGGCGUCCUCUUCUCUCUUCUCCGUGUAGGCCGCGGACCUUUCAUCCUUAAAGACGAGCAGGGAAUCCGGAAGGCUUGUUCUUUUCUACAUGACUUCCACCCUGGGGCCUUUUUACAUGUCGUUUAGAGGCUUAGCGCAGGAAGGCUAUCAGGCCGGGGGUUUAAAGCAUGAGAGAGUCUUGUGUGCUUGUGUGUUUAUACAUGUUUGCUUAUAUGGAUGGAGGACAUAAUAUCUUGUCUCCAUUUGAAGAACUUGAAAUGAACAAUAGCACUUGGCUGUAACUGUGUUUAUAAACAAGUAUUACGUGGCUGAACAAUAAAGUGAAUUUAUGUGUUACUUGGAUUAAACAUGUAACACACUAAAGGAACAAGAA